This is a messenger RNA of Monodelphis domestica (gray short-tailed opossum), 987 nucleotides long. It is a transcript of the gene RPL6, whose product is annotated as ribosomal protein L6. NCBI's taxonomy places the organism in Eukaryota, Metazoa, Chordata, Mammalia, Didelphimorphia, Didelphidae. The record is from RefSeq and is a predicted model, not a curated record. Gene Ontology annotation, cellular component: ribosome; cytosolic large ribosomal subunit. Gene Ontology annotation, molecular function: RNA binding; structural constituent of ribosome. Gene Ontology annotation, biological process: cytoplasmic translation; ribosomal large subunit assembly.
GUCUCUCAAGGUAGGAAUGGCUGGUUGGGGUUGUGAGCUGUUCUCUUUCACUUUUCGAAUCCGCUGCCAUCCGGGCUCUUAGGGCCGCGAGCCGAUGGCGGAUAAAAAUACCCAGAAGGACCAAAAGGAAAAAAAGGUCAAAAAGGAAAGAAAGGAAAGGAAGAACAAAAAGGAAGAUGUGGCUGAAAAGGUGGUGAAAAAGCCUCGAAAGCAUUGCAGCCGCAACCCAGUUCUGGCUAGAGGAAUUGGCAGGUACUCCAGGUCUGCUAUGUAUUCCCGUCGAGCCAUGUACAAGCGGAAAUAUGCUGCCCCAAAAACCCGAAUUGAAAGGAAAAAGAAAGAGAAGGUACCUGCUACUAUCUCAAAGCCAGUUGGUGGUGAUAAGAAUGGAGGAAACCGUGUGAUAAAGAUUCGGAAAAUGCCUAGGUAUUAUCCUACUGAGGAUGUGCCUAGAAAGUUGCUAAGUCACGGGAAAAAGCCCUUCAGCCAGCAUGUAAGGAGACUCCGGUCUAGCAUUACCCCAGGAACAGUUCUGAUCAUGCUCACCGGCCGCCACAGGGGCAAGCGAGUGGUUUUCCUGAAGCAGCUGGCAAGUGGCUUGCUACUGGUCACUGGACCUUUGACCAUUAACCGUGUUCCUCUGCGAAGGACCCAUCAGAAAUUUGUCAUUGCCACCUCUACCAAGGUUAACCUUUCUGGUGUGAAAAUUCCAAAUCAUCUUACUGAUGCUUACUUUAAGAAGAAGAGGCUGCGUAAGCCUAAACACCAAGAAGGAGAGAUUUUUGACACGGAAAAAGAGAAAUAUGAGAUUACAGAGCAGCGUAAGGCUGAUCAGAAAGCAGUGGACUCUCAGAUCCUGCCCAAGAUCAAGAAAAUUCCUCAGCUCCGGGGCUACCUGCGUUCUGUAUUCUCUCUCUCUAAUGGAGUUUUCCCUCACAAACUGGUGUUUUAAAUGCCUUGCAAAUAUUAAAAUAUUUGGAAUAGCUA